This is a messenger RNA of Rotaria sordida, 418 nucleotides long. The record is from the annotation of a GenBank genome assembly. NCBI's taxonomy places the organism in Eukaryota, Metazoa, Rotifera, Eurotatoria, Philodinida, Philodinidae.
AUGUUUAUUGACAAGUCAAUUACUGUUAAUGAAUGGGCAAUGGAAUUAGAUCCAAUGUACUCAACCUUAUCAACAUCAAAAAGAAAUAAAACGAUACAGUACGCUAUAUAUGAUUGUUUUGCAGCAACAUGUUUAAUUCGACCUGUUACAUUAUAUUGGACAUUUCAACAGGCAUUACCAUCAUCAACACGAGCUAAUAACAACCCAACAAAUACAAAUAUUAAUCAACAAAUAAUUAACAAUAUUAAUGAUGAUAUUGAAUUAAUCUCCGAUGAUGAUAAUACUGAUGAUGAAAUAACAGUUAAUCAAUGUAUUAAAAUUACUAAUAAUAAUGAUAUGUUAUAUGAAGAAAUUUCAAAUGAUGAUAAUGAAUUAACCCUUGCCGUACCGGCCUAUUUUAAGUACUAUAUUGACAAUA